CGUCGAAAGGCAUCAACAGAAGAAACAUAAUGGCGACCGAACUGGAAGAGCUACUAGGCUUCCUCACUGCCCCUUCUCCUCCUGUGAAGAAGGCAGCAGUCGAUAUUGUGCGAGGAUUAACAGGGUCUGAGGAUGGCUUGCACUCGCUUUCCAACUAUGCCAGCUCCGUGCUUCCAUCGUUGUCUCGGCUUUUGGCUGACGACAAGGAAGUUUCAGAACCAGCUGCUGAAGCUCUCGUAAAUCUGUCCCAAAAUGCAGGAUUGGCCGCCAAGAUGGUUGAAAUGGGGAUGAUUAAAAUAGCCAUGGAUUUGUUGUAUAAACCAGGCUCUAGUAUUACUCGGCUGCUGGUUAUGCUCCUUGUUAAUAUAACACAGUUGAAUGAUGGUGUUUCGUCUUCGCUUCAGAUUGGAGAUGACAAGAUGCAAGGGCUUUAUGUAAUGAAGCUUGUAAGAUCAUUCUGUAGAUCAAGUGAAACCAGUGAUGACCCUUUUGAUCAUGUUGGUUCCAUACUUAUGAACAUCUCAAAGAAAGAAGAGGGGAGGAAAAUGUUAUUGGAUCCCAAGCGCAGCUUGUUAAAACAGAUUAUUAGACACUUUUUUUGCCAGCUUGUUCAUGGCAGCAGUGAGACUGAAGAAUCAUCAACAAACACAUCAAAAUAGCAAUUUACUUUGAAUGUUUAUUGAUUUCUGGAUUACCUGUUCAAUAUGUUUCUCUGUAGCCUUUAUAAAGGCUACUGGAUGUGCAAUCACAGCCUUCACAGGUCCCUUGUUUUAGCU
Hibiscus syriacus is the source of this 776-nucleotide messenger RNA. Its product is annotated as protein HGH1 homolog. Bases 30 to 659 code for a protein of 209 amino acids. The record is from RefSeq and is a predicted model, not a curated record. Gene Ontology annotation, molecular function: protein binding. The transcript has 5 exons. Lineage: Eukaryota; Viridiplantae; Streptophyta; Magnoliopsida; Malvales; Malvaceae.